CUGUAAAGCCCCAGAUACCGGCUGUGGUUACAAGUGGAAAAUGUUACUGGGCACUUUAAAGAAGAGACAGGGGCGAGAAUGAGGAGAGAGAGGGAUGAGUGAGUGAUAGAAAGAGAGAGCGAGAGUGAGAGAGAGAGAGAGAGAGAGAGAGAGAGAGAGAGAGAGGGUGGGAGGUUGCAUAAGAGACUGAGGUAGAGAUGUGCGAAAGAUCUUCUGAACUCGUCAGCCCACCAGAGGGGACGACAAUGUGUUUCCUCUCAGGGACCUCCUCCUGUCUUUACUGACCACAGCUCACGAGUCAUAGUGUCGUGGUCAUGGAGAUCCUGUGGUCCGUGUACAUCCAGGUGGUUCUGUUUUCAGUGGGUGCUCACUCUCACAGAGGACUGUCCUGCGUAAAUGACUAUGUCAACAAUGUCAGUUGUACGUGGAACGGCUCUCUGGUGGCUCCUGGUGUUAACUGCUCGAUCUCUGGUCUGACGAGAGCCCGGAUCUUUAGAGGCUACGAGAGAAUUUCCAUUGAAAUAAUUCGAACCUGCAAGCUGGAACGACAUGGAAACUCUCCUCCAGGCUGCAGUUUUGUCUUUGAAAGUGAAGAAUUCAACUCUUACAAAGCUUUGCCCUACAUCCGCAUGGAGUGCGAUGGCAUGUUGGUGGACAGCCUCACAGACUACCAGCCGAAGGAUCACAUCAAAAUGAAUCCUCCAGGUAUUCCCCGUGUCAACAGCACUGUCAAUGAGACCUGGAUAUCCUGGAGUGCAGGCAGUCCUUGCUCGAGGUUCAUCAAGGCCUUUAGGUUCCAAAUUCAGGUCAAACAGAAAAACAAGACAUGGAAGGAGGCCAGAGAUAUGUUCACACACGAAUUGCAGCUAGAAUUACCUUCUCAGCAACUAAAGGGACACUUGCAGGUCAGGGUGAGAGUCUGCACCAUUGGGGAUUUGCUUAGCCAAUGGAGCAACUGGAGUCCAACAACGUCCUGGGUAGGACCAACAGAUACGGCGACAACAUCAGAGGAUGAAUGGUGUCUUCUUGAUUGGACAUAUUUGUGGAGAUCGAUGUUGAGCGUGGGUCUCAUCCUUGUUAUAAUCGUGGUCCUUUACAGGAGUUGCAUGAGCAGACGGUUCCACAACAAGAAGCCGGUACCAGACCCUUCGAAGUAUUUCCACACUCUCCAUUCUCUCCAUGGAGGAAAUCUAAAGAAAUGGCUGAAUCCUCUGUCAGCUCCUGCCUCGUUCUUCACGGCCCAGCCAUGCGACCACAUCUCCCCAGUCGAGUUGUGUGAAGGCUCUGACGUUGCCCCAUCCACCUCUCCAUCCUCCAGCUCCACCACCACCCUGCUUCAGUUCAAGUUCUACCCCUCGGCUGGCUCAGACACCAGCAGGGUCGCUGACAACUCCUCCUCCUCUUCUUCAUCCUGUUUCUCCAACAUGGGCUAUUUCCUGUCCAGCUCCUCCGGCAGCUCAGCUCAAACUGACCCCAAUCCCGCCUACUUCACCUAUCAUGAUGAUUUCCACAAUCUGCACAACAACCUCCACCUCACGCUCUGCCCGUCCUUCACCAACUUUCCAAUCUAUGAGAGCUUGAAGAAGGAGCCUCAGAGCCCGGACUCUGGCUUUGGCAUCGGAAAGGAAGAUGAAGAGGAGAAGGAAGAUAAAAUGGUUGUGAAUGUAAAAGAGGAGGAGGUUAAUCAGCAGACCUCUCCUCUCGUCAUCCUCCCUCUCUGUCUUCCUCCCUGGACAUGCCCUCCCUCCUCUUCUCCUCUACCCCCUCCUAACACUCCCGGUCUAACUCAGGUAUCUACUGAUAGUCAACAAGUGGACACACCUGUGGCAGCUGCCAGUAUUAACUACGCCGCCUGGCCUAUGGCUGGUGCCAUGUGCAGGUCUUCCUCCAUGCCUGUGGAGACCUGUAAAACAGGAUAUCUGACCCUCAAAGAGCUGCAAACCACAUUCAGCAAUAAAUCCAUCUGAAAACUUCAUGUAAUGAAUCUAGAAGAACCCCUAUGUAAUCGUUUUAGGCAGCCUGAAUGAUGGAUUAGUCUAAUCUUUUUUCUUUUUUUUUGAAAAACAAAAUUUAAAUCUAAAUUUAAUGAUUUUUGGUCACUUGGGGUAAGAAGAACAAGCUGAAUUAAAGGUCCAGUGUGUAAGAUUUAGGAGUGUUUACUGACAGGAAUGGUAUACAGUAUCCAUUAGUACGUUUUCAUUAGUGUAUAAUCGCCUGAAUAUAAGAAUCAUUGUGUUUUUCUUGUCUUAAAAUGAGCCCCGUAGUUCUCUGAUCUAGAAAUGAACUUUUUGUUUUUAAUGUGAAUUUGGCAGCCGGAGUUUUUCUCACAUGCUUGGAAGGAGAGGGUGAGUGUAUUCAUUUGUUUGCAAUUUGCUACUUUACUGCUAGGUGGCACUACAUCCUACACGCUGGACGUUUAAAGUUUUCACAGUGAAUGUGUUAACACUUAUUUUGCUUCUCUGGGAAAUACCAUACACUGUAUAAAUAUGGAUGUUGUAUCCAUUAUGUCAUCAUCAGGGUCCUGCCUCUUCCACCUCCCAGCUGAUCUAAAAAAUUAGCUGGCAAACAGGCCGCCUGUAAUGGCAUCCACCUGCUGAUCAAAGCAUAAUGUAUCAUCUUAGUCGGCAAGGACUGAAUCUUUGUAAACGGGGCAGUUGCUCUACCGACUGUGCUGAACGUCACCCAUAAUGUAGCUGAUUUACGUAUAUGUAGCAAUACUGCCGGACUCCUAACAAGUACUUUAAACUUCUACGUUUCACUGCAGUUUAUUUGCAUUAGUGUACAAAUAUGCAUGAAAUAACAUUGCAAAGCAAAGUAUGAACGUAGUUAUUACUUUAAACUAAAUGCUACUGUCACUUAAUAACGACGUUACAAACUGCUUUUUUUUUUGGAGUUUGCUUUUUAUUACUUUAACCUAAAAUCAGACAAAGACAUAUGUUCAAACUACUAAUACCAUUUUAUAUAUAUAUAUAUAAAAAAAAUUUAAAAAGAUAAAUACCAGGGUUUUUUUUGUUCCUGCAGGCAGAUGUGUGAUUUUUAAGAAGUAAAACUUGAUGUAAAUGUGGCUUAAUGUAUGUAAAUAGUCACAAAUUACUUGUGAUGAGGAACUUUUAGAGUCGAAUCACGAGAAGAUGUUAUCGUAGGUGAUGUCUGCUAUCGCUCGCACGAUCUAAGCUCAUGUUUAAGGGUGUGAAAGCAACAUGUAGCAUUAAAUUUGUUGUUGAUGUUUUGUUAAAAGUUGUAAGGCAGCUGGUUUGCCAUCA
This is a messenger RNA of Larimichthys crocea (large yellow croaker), 3263 nucleotides long. RefSeq names its product interleukin 2 receptor, beta (gene il2rb). Bases 315 to 1967 code for a protein of 550 amino acids. Gene Ontology annotation, molecular function: protein binding; cytokine receptor activity. Lineage: Eukaryota; Metazoa; Chordata; Actinopteri; Sciaenidae. Gene Ontology annotation, biological process: cytokine-mediated signaling pathway; immunoglobulin mediated immune response. The transcript is spliced from 10 exons. The record is from RefSeq and is a predicted model, not a curated record. Gene Ontology annotation, cellular component: external side of plasma membrane.